Molecule: messenger RNA, 1205 nt
Organism: Colius striatus (speckled mousebird)
Lineage: Eukaryota; Metazoa; Chordata; Aves; Coliiformes; Coliidae
Gene: MOB3C
Product: MOB kinase activator 3C
Exons: 5
Coding region: 459-1109 (216 amino acids)
Biological process (GO): signal transduction; positive regulation of protein phosphorylation
Cellular component (GO): cytoplasm; nucleus
Molecular function (GO): protein kinase activator activity
Source: RefSeq, a predicted model, not a curated record
UGGCCCCGCGGCCGCUGCCUGCCCGGGCCGCAGCCCCGCUCCGGCUUCUUCCUUCUCGCUGUGUCUUGUUUCUUCAGCAAGCGCAGCGGAGGGAUUCGCGGCUGGAAGCCAGGGAUGGAGGAGCAUGCGGUGAGUCCUGGGGGUGGGAAGAGCCGGUGCUGUACCCCUGAGGAUGCUCCUGGGGCAGCUUUUUAAGCACAGGCUGGCAGGCCUGGAGCUCCCGGUGUUUGGGAUUACGGCGCUGACGGAGGAGUAAUCACCCCUGGGACUGAACCGGAGCAGUCGGGACACCUCGGGACACCUCUGCAGGGUUCCCAGCAAGUGGCAGCAGCGAGAUCCCGGCCCCCAGGAAUGAGGUACCUCCUAAAAGCCCCAGACCCCACCAGAACCCUCCAGCCCUGAAGACCCCGUCCCCAGGCUUCACCCUGCGCUGCGCCUCUGGCCCGGCCCUGCCCGCCAUGGCCUUGUGUCUCAAGCAAGUCUUCAACAAAGACAAAACGUUCCGUCCCCGGAAGAAGUUUGAGCCGGGCACUCAGCGCUUCGAGCUGUACAAGAAAGCUCAGGCCUCCCUCAAGUCCGGCCUGGACCUGAAGGCCGUGGUGCAGCUGCCUCCGGGGGAGAGCAUCAACGACUGGAUCGCCGUGCACGUGGUGGACUUCUUCAACCGCAUCAACCUCAUCUACGGCACCAUGUCGGAGUACUGCACGGAGAGGAGCUGCCCCAUCAUGUCAGGGGGGCUCAAGUACGAGUACAGGUGGCAGGAUGACAGCAAAUACAAGAAGCCGACCAAGCUGUCGGCCCCGCAGUACAUGUGCAUGCUGAUGGACUGGAUCGAGAUGCUCAUCAACAACGAGGACAUCUUCCCCACCAGGAUAGGUGUUCCCUUCCCCAAGCAGUUCCAGCAAGUUUGCACUAAGAUCCUCACCCGCCUCUUCCGUGUCUUUGUCCACGUCUACAUCCACCACUUUGACAGCAUCAUCAACAUGGGUGCUGAGGCCCACGUCAACACCUGCUACAAGCACUUUUACUACUUCAUCAGGGAGUUCAGUCUCAUCGACCAUCGGGAGCUGGAGCCCUUGAAAGAAAUGACAGAACGCAUUUGCCACUGAGGCGUUUUGGCAGGUGAACUGAGCUGGCUCCUGCCGAGCCCCGUGGGACAAGGCAGCCCGUGGUGGGAGAGCUCUUCCUAAGGACUCACUUCACCC